Molecule: messenger RNA, 777 nt
Organism: Brassica napus (rape)
Lineage: Eukaryota; Viridiplantae; Streptophyta; Magnoliopsida; Brassicales; Brassicaceae
Product: leucine-rich repeat extensin-like protein 3
Exons: 1
Coding region: 1-777 (258 amino acids)
Source: RefSeq, a predicted model, not a curated record
AUGCUGCCUCCUCCGUCGAUAUUCCCUCCAAUAUUUCAUCAGCCACCACCUUCUCCUCCUCCAUCGUUUUUCCCUCCAAACCCAUUUCAGCCUCGGCCUCCCCCCACUCCUCAUUCAUCCUUAUUCCCUCCAAUGUUUCCACCGCCUCCUACUGCUCCAGCUCCUCCUCCCUCGUUCUUCCCUCCAAACCCAUUUCAGCCUCAUCCCUCCUCAUCCUCCUGCAGCUCCUCCUCCAUCAUUAUUCCCUCCAAUAUUUUCUCUCCGCCUCCAGCUGCUCCACCUCCUCCACGAUCAAUGUUUCCUCCAAAUCCAUUUAAGCCACGUCCUCCUCAGUCUUCUCCCGCUCCUCCUCCACCAUUUUUCCCUCCAGUGAUUCCUCAUCCUCCUCCAGUUUCCCCUCCUCCUCGAUCAUUUUUCCCUCCAAAUCCAUUUCAGCCUCGUCCUCCUCAGCUUCCUCCAGCUCCUCCUCCAUCGUUUUUCCCUCCUAUAUUUCCUCCACCUCCUGCUGUACCAGUUCCAUCUCCUCCAUCGUUUUUUCCACCAAACCCAUUUAAGCCUCGUCCUCCUCCUCUUCCCAGUACUCCUCCACCUCACUCUCUAUUUCCUCCACUGCCGCCAAUCUUUCCAGGUCUGCAUCCUCCUCCACCACCACCACCACCUCCUCCUCCACCCUCUCACUUUAUUUUUCCAAUUCCGCCAUUCCCAUUUUUUCCACCACCUCGUAACCCUGGCCCUCCUCCUACUCCAUCUUUUUCAGCAAACAAACAACAUACUUAA